Nestor notabilis (Kea) is the source of this 1201-nucleotide messenger RNA. It is a transcript of the gene BBS4, whose product is annotated as Bardet-Biedl syndrome 4. Lineage: Eukaryota; Metazoa; Chordata; Aves; Psittaciformes; Psittacidae. Gene Ontology annotation, biological process: cilium assembly; protein localization to cilium. Gene Ontology annotation, cellular component: ciliary basal body. The record is from RefSeq and is a predicted model, not a curated record. Gene Ontology annotation, molecular function: protein binding. The transcript is spliced from 10 exons. Bases 26 to 1201 code for a protein of 391 amino acids.
CAGCCACAACCGGGGUGUUUGCUACAUGUACCUGAAGCAUUUCAGCAAGGCACAAGACCAGCUAAACAAUGCCCUGGAGCUCAACAGACAUGAUCUGACUUACAUGAUGCUGGGGAAAAUUCACCUAUUGGAGGGGGAGAUGGAGAAAGCCAUUGAAGUCUAUAAGAAAGCCGUAGAGUUCUCCCCAGAGAACGCAGACCUCCUUACAACACUGGGGCUGCUGUACUUGCAGCUUGGGGAUUACCAGAAGGCUUUUGAACACCUUGGAAAUGCACUUACUUAUGACCCAGGCAACUACAAGGCUACCUUGGCUGCUGGCAGCAUGAUGCAGGCGCACGGCGAUUUUGAUGUUGCCCUCUCCAAGUACAGGGUGAUAGCCAGCACCAUGCCUGAAAGCCCCCCGCUGUGGAAUAACAUCGGGAUGUGCUUCUUUGGGAAGAAGAAAUACGUGGCUGCUAUCAGUUGCCUGAAGCGGGCGAACUACUUGGCUCCCUUUGACUGGAAGAUUUUGUACAAUCUGGGGUUAGUCCACCUCACAAUGCAGCAGUAUGCAUCUGCUUUCCACUUCCUCAGUGCUGCCAUCAACUUCCAGCCCAAGAUGGGAGAGCUCUAUAUGCUCCUUGCAGUUGCUCUGACAAACCUUGAAGACAUCGAGAAUGCAAAGCGUUCCUAUGAGCAAGCUGUGGCACUGGACAAGUACAAUCCUCUGGUCAACCUGAACUACGCUGUCCUGCUCUAUAACCAGGGUGACAAGAAGGGAGCCCUCUGUCAGUACCAGGAGAUGGAGAAGAAGGUCAAUGCGUUGACAGAGAACAGUACUCUUGACUUUGACCCUGAGAUGGUGGAGGUUGCCCAGAAGAUGGGAGCUGCCCUGCAAGUAGGGGAGAGCUUGGUCUGGACUAAGUCUUCUAAAGAAUCUAAAUCCAAGCAGAAAGCUGCUCUGUCAGGCAAAUCCCCCAGCACUCAGCAGCCACUGGGCUCUAACCAGGCCCUGGGUCAAGCCAUGUCCUCAGCUGCAGGCUAUGGGAGAACCGUGCAGCUGCCCUCAGGUGCUGCAGCUCCAGCCCCACUUGCAAAGUCUUCCUCGCUGCCUCUGGAACCAGAACCAGGCUCAGAAGUGAGCCCCAAGGAAACCCCAGCACCAGCAGCGGCUGAGGAGCAGAGGAGAGAGAAGCGCAAGAGCUCCCAGGCAGUGGAGUAG